Molecule: messenger RNA, 3062 nt
Organism: Rhincodon typus (whale shark)
Lineage: Eukaryota; Metazoa; Chordata; Chondrichthyes; Orectolobiformes; Rhincodontidae
Product: tubulin polymerization-promoting protein family member 3-like
Exons: 4
Coding region: 112-651 (179 amino acids)
Biological process (GO): microtubule polymerization; microtubule bundle formation; positive regulation of protein polymerization
Cellular component (GO): microtubule
Molecular function (GO): tubulin binding
Source: RefSeq, a predicted model, not a curated record
CAUCCCUUCAGCUCUUUAAAGGAACAUUUUAUUAUAGAAAGGGAAUCGAAGGACUUUGUGAUUAGAUUUUCAGAACAAAAGCUAAAGGAACUCUGAGCUAUCAUCUGAGAGAUGGCAGAAGGAGGCUCUGUUAACAUGGAAGCUCUGCAGGAGUCAUUUAAAAAGUUUGCAGCAUAUGGUGACACCAAAGCAACUGGUAACGAAAUGACUGGGAAAAAUUGGGCCAAACUGUGCAAAGACUGUAAAAUCAUUGAUGGCAAAGCAAUCACCUCAACUGAUGUGGACAUUGUCUUUUCAAAAGUGAAAGCUAAGACAGCUCGAGUAAUUACAUUUGAAGAGUUUAAAAAUGCAUUGGCAGAGCUCGCUCCAAAAAGAUUCAAAGGCAGAAGUAAAGAGGAAGCAAUUGAGGCAGCCUACAAACUGAUUGCUGGAAAAGACCCAACAAAUGUUGGAGUAACGAAAGUAACAAAGACUGGUGCUGUUGACAGAUUAACAGAUACAUCUAAAUAUACAGGCUCCCAUAAAGAACGUUUUGAUCAAGAUGGCAAAGGCAAAGGGAAAAUUGGUCGAGAAGAUAUAAUAGAAAGAACAGGCUAUGUGGGAGCUUACAAAGGAGCUGGGACCUACAAUGAGAAAGCAAAAGAGAAGUAAUGUCAGAAACCGCUUUCUUGGUCUGUUGUAAGCAAUGGUAAACCUUUUUAAUAUGAAGACAUAUUAAAAAUAAUUAAGUCAUUCUUCUUUACAAGCUAAAGUUUUAAAUCCAGAAUAAUAUUCUAACAAUAAAAGGUACAUUUUCUUGUAUGAACAUACCAAGUAUUUUACAAUAUUUUUCUGGUGACAUUAUCAUAUUUAAAAUAACCAGGAUAACAUUGUGUUUAAGGUUGAAUACGUAUGUAUUUGAUAUGAGUGGCUGUAUAUCACUAAAGUAAAAACAUUCUUUACACCAUAUAGAAGUUAAUGUUGAAGUAUCUAAUGAUGUUGGAAGCAAUAUUUCAUGCUAUGUUAUAUGAAAGAAUAUCUGUAGUUUGAAACAAAACUUUUACGAAAUAGUUGCUUGAACAUUAGUUUCCAACUAAGACCUGUUAAAUACCCUAUAAAGGAAAAAAAUGAUCAUGGCUUACAAUUUUUGAUGCAAUCUUCUAUUGACAUAUCGGAAGCAUAUCUCACAAAACUGUUCAUUCAUGGCCUCUAAUCCUGCAAACAUUGAUUUAAUGGGCAGUAACUUGCAGGUGGAAAAUGUGCAAUACUGCGUUGUGAGUUUCCAGUGCAUGUCAGAGGCAUUUUUUAAAGACAAUUAUUACCAGAGCUUUUGAUAUAGUGCAACAUUUGAUAUUGAUAUGUUCAGAUUGUCAGCCAUCAUUGUUGCUUUCAUUUAUUUUUAUUGUUUCAUGAUUGAAAGUAGGCUUAAUGUUUGAAAAACAAUUUGCAGACUUCAUUGCCGAGGCAACUGUUGUGUUUUUUGCAAUUCAACAUUUCCUUGCCAUCCAAAACAACAAUGUUGGAGUCAGUUUUAGCGCAGAUUGUUCCAGGAAAUAAGUCUGCUUCAGAAGAUUCCUCAAUCCAAAAGCCGCAUGGCAUUGCAUUGAAACACGGCAUUUGACCCAUCCAGUGAGUGGCAUUGUUUGCCCUCCAUAUGAAUGAAUCAUGUUGGUUACUCACCCUAUGCCAAUUUAACCCCACUCCUUUCCUCCAGGUUAAAAAUAGUAACUAUGUGACAAAACAAACAACAUAGCAAAUUUUAGCAGGUCCUACCCCCAUGUGGUGAAUAAACACCAGGUUUAAUAGCGGGUGUCUUUUCUGUAGGAUGGGGGAUUUCAAGACUAGGGAACAUAUUUUUCGGGUGAGAAGAGAGAGAUUUAAAAAACACAUGAGCAACUUACUUUACACACAGGAUGGCUCAUGUGUGGAAUUAACUUCCUGAAGAUGUGCUGGAUGUGGGCACAAUUACAAUGUUUAAAAGAUAUUUGGAUAAGUACAUGAAUGGAUUGGAUUGAUAUGGGCCAGAUGAGACUGGUUUAGUUUGGGAUUAUGUUCAGCAUGGACUGGUUGGACCAAAGGGUUUGUUUCCAUGCUGUAUAACUCUAUAACAUCAAGAGCAGAACUUCACAAAAUUAUGUCUUAAUCUAUAGAAGCCAUGAGCCCACAGUAACCUUUCUAUUUUAUCUGUCCAUGGAAUGUGAGUGUUGCUGACAAGGCCAGUAUUUGUUUCCCUCAGUUAAUUGUCUGUGAACUGGGAGUGGGUGGAGGUGGGGUGGAGGGAAUUGCUGGAGUACUUGAAGGGUAGUUAAAGAUCAACCACAUUGCUGUGUGGCUGGAGUGAUGGACAGGCCAGACCAGGUAAGGACAGCAGAUUUCCUCCCCCAGAGGACUUUAGUGAAGCAGAUGGCUUUUGUUUUUAACAACAAUCAAUUACAGUUCUCAUGGUUGCCAUCACCUGAGAUGAGCUUUCAUUUUCAUUAUUAACUGAAUUUAAAUUCUACCAGCUGCUGCAUCUUCCAUAUCGCCAGAGCAUUUGCCUGUGGCUCUGCAUUAGUCGUCCAGUAACAUUCCAACUACAUCACCGUCCCCCUUUUUGACAUCCAUUUAGUAAAGUAACCUAUGCUUUAGGGAGGCAAGUGCAAUGCAACUGGGUUUGCUGUUUUGAUAAUGGUCAUAUCAAUUUAAGUCUUUCCAGCUCAUGAUGUGAGAGUACAUGAGGCCAAACACUUUCAGUUAAUAGUUAAUAGUUUCUUAAGGAAUGCUUUUAGCCUGGGAAAUAUCCAGUUUUUGUUGGACUCUCCCAAGUACUUUGUCUGCUGAAUGUGUACUUUGAAAUAUAUCACUAUUUCAUCACCCAACAUGUGUAAAAAUUAGUCAAAAUGGCAUGAAGGUUAUUGAAAACAAUGGCUCUGUUUGUAACUUUCUUCAUCCAUCUUGUUUUGAGUUAAAGAUAUUGAUGUACUCGCACAUUAAGCAGGGCAAAUAUAGCACAAUGACAAUUUACUAAUAAUUCAAGUUUCUAUCCAUAUGUUCUGUUGAAUUUUCUGUUAGUAACUGUUAUCAAUAAAUUAUUUUGUAAUAAA